Molecule: messenger RNA, 1036 nt
Organism: Condylura cristata (star-nosed mole)
Lineage: Eukaryota; Metazoa; Chordata; Mammalia; Eulipotyphla; Talpidae
Product: 5-oxoprolinase
Exons: 7
Biological process (GO): glutathione metabolic process
Cellular component (GO): cytosol
Molecular function (GO): 5-oxoprolinase (ATP-hydrolyzing) activity
Source: RefSeq, a predicted model, not a curated record
CGUGCAGGUGCUGUUCAUGCGCUCCGACGGCGGCCUGGCGCCCAUGGACUCCUUCACCGGCUCGCGCGCCGUGCUGUCCGGCCCCGCGGGCGGCGUGGUGGGCUACGCAGCCACCACCUACCGGGCGGAGGGCGGGCAGCCCGUCAUCGGCUUUGACAUGGGAGGCACCUCCACGGACGUGAGCCGCUACGCGGGGGAGUUUGAGCACGUCUUCGAGGCCAGCACAGCCGGCAUCACCCUCCAGGCGCCCCAGCUGGACAUUAACACGGUGGCCGCGGGCGGGGGCUCACGCUUGUUUUUCAGGUCGGGCCUCUUCGUGGUGGGACCUGAGUCUGCAGGAGCCCAUCCCGGCCCCGCCUGCUACCGCAAAGGGGGACCCGUGACCGUGACAGACGCCAACCUCGUCCUGGGCCGCCUGCUGCCGGCCUCGUUCCCCUGCAUUUUCGGACCUGGAGAGGACCAGCCGCUGUCCCCUGAGGCCUCUCGGCAGGCCCUGGAGGCUGUGGCCACCGAGGUCAACGGCUUUCUGACCAACGGGCCUUGCCCAGGCUCCCCACUGAGCCUGGAGGAGGUGGCCAUGGGGUUUGUGCGGGUGGCCAACGAGGCCAUGUGCCGGCCCAUCCGCGCCCUCACACAGGCCCGAGGCCACGACCCCUCAGCCCACGUGCUGGCGUGCUUCGGUGGAGCCGGCGGGCAGCACGUGUUCUGGCCCGGGCAGUCGCGGCCCGUGUUCUACGUGGCCAGCCGCGGGCACCACGCGGACAUCGGCGGCAGCACGCCGGGCUCCAUGCCCCCCCACUCCUCCACGCUGCAGCAGGAGGGCGCCGUCUUCCUGUCCUUCAGGCUGGUCCAGGGCGGUGUCUUCCAGGAGGAGGAGCAGAUGGGCCGCAUCCUGCAGCGCACGGCCAUCUCCACCAACAUCAAGGAGCGCCUGGACUUCUCCUGCGCCCUCUUUGGGCCUGACGGGGGGCUGGUCUCCAACGCCCCGCACAUCCCGGUGCACCUGGGCGCCAUGCAGGAGACGGUGCAGUUCCAG